Lactuca virosa is the source of this 671-nucleotide messenger RNA. The record is from the annotation of a GenBank genome assembly. Lineage: Eukaryota; Viridiplantae; Streptophyta; Magnoliopsida; Asterales; Asteraceae.
AAUGGGCUAUGCGUCGAUCUUCAUGAAUCAUACCUCCCUUUCGUCACGGUCCACCGGAAAGUCGGAAACAUGCCCUACUUCAAUCGCCGGUGAAGAUACUUACAUUACUGAAUUUCCUGUGAAUUGUUGGUGUUUCAAUGGCAUCUGCUCCCAUACCCUCAGGUGCCCUGGUUCUUCUACAAGAACUCAACUCGUCUUCUUCACAUUUCAAGCAAGGAGCAUCCCUUAGGGUUAAUGGAAAGUUACAAGAACAUAAUGUUGAGUCAGCCAUUGCCAUUAUUGCUGAUGGAGGUGUUACCUUAGCAGUUGACACUCAACACUUAAGACUCAAUCUUCGUGUGGGAUCCCUUUAUCAGUUCAUUGGAGAACUUUCCAUUCAACCAAAUAAUGAGGGGAUAUUAAAAGCAAGAGUUGGUAGAAAUGUAGAUGGAAUGGACCUUAAUCUGUAUCAACAAUCUCUGAAGCUGUUAAGACAAUUUCAAUCUGAUCAAAUCAGUCAUUUGGCACUUAACCAUGGUUAACUUAGUAAUUACUUUUAUUAUAUUAAUGGAAUCAAUGUUUGAACUUUUUUAUUCUGAAAAGUAGUGGAUCACUCAUGAUAUAUGGUCAUUUUGUGUAUUUGUUAUAUGGAUUUGGAUAAAGCAUGUUGAGUCAUAUUUUAAAUACUGGGU